AUGAACUUUCUCUGGGCCCUGGUGGCCCUAUUCGCCGUCAGUGAGGCGUGGGCCAAGUCGGAUCGGCACCAUCGUCACAUGCGAGUGACGGGAUAUCCACAGAUUGGAAGAAUCCCGCUCAAGAAACUCACCACCAUCCGCGACACGCUUUUCGAAGCCGGCUCCUACAAAGAGUUCGCCAAGCAGCGUGAGCUCGCCUUGGCCAAGCGCAUCCGCAAGUACCACCCCCACCGCCACCACAAGGACAGCAACCGUCUGUUCACCCCGGAUGAGCAUCUAAGGAAUUAUAUGGAUGCCCAAUACUAUGGAGAGAUCUCCAUCGGAACUCCCGCUCAGAACUUCACUGUCAUCUUCGAUACUGGAUCGUCCAACUUGUGGGUCCCGUCGCGAAAAUGCCCGUUCUACGACAUUGCUUGCAUGCUCCACCACCGCUACGAUUCGGGCGCUUCCUCCACCUACAAGUCGGACGGACGCAAGAUGCAGAUCCAAUACGGUACCGGAAGCAUGAAGGGAUUCAUCAGCAAGGACUCUGUUUGCGUCGCCGGACUCUGCGCCGAGGACCAACCCUUCGCCGAAGCCACCUCUGAACCCGGCCUCACCUUCAUUGCCGCCAAGUUCGACGGUAUCCUCGGAAUGGGUUAUCCCCAAAUUGCCGUUCUCGGCGUCUCCCCCGUCUUCAACACGUUCAUCGACCAGAAGAAGGUCGCGCAGCCCGUGUUCGCCUUCUGGUUGAGCAGGGAUCCUGAUGCCGAGAUUGGAGGCGAGAUCACUCUGGGUGGACUCGACCCCAACCACUAUGUCGAGCCGAUUACCUACGUGCCGGUCACCCGCAAGGGCUACUGGCAGUUCAAGAUGGACAAGGUCAGCGGGAAGUCUGGAGCCAUCGCCUGCACGAACGGAUGCCAAGCCAUCGCAGACACCGGUACCUCGCUCAUUGCGGGACCGAAGAAGCAGGUCGAAGAAAUCCAGAACUUCAUCGGCGCCGAGCCCCUGAUGAAGGGAGAGUACAUGAUUCCGUGCGACAAGGUCCCUUCGCUCCCCGAUGUCUCGUUCCAGAUUGGCGGCCAGGAGUACUCCCUCCAUGGGACUGACUAUGUCCUUAAUAUCACCGCCGGCGGAAAGUCGAUCUGUCUCUCCGGAUUUAUGGGAAUCGAUCUGCCGCCCCAAGCUGGAGAUCUCUGGAUUUUGGGAGACGUCUUCAUUGGACGCUACUAUUCCGUCUUCGACUUUGGCCAGGAUCGCGUCGGAUUUGCUCAAGCCAAGGACCGCAGCGGCAGACCGAUCGACCCUCCUGUCCGCACUGUCCCCCACUACAAGAAGUACAUCGACUCCAGCGAGGAGGACUUC
Messenger RNA from Mesorhabditis spiculigera, 1347 nucleotides. The record is from the annotation of a GenBank genome assembly. Lineage: Eukaryota; Metazoa; Nematoda; Chromadorea; Rhabditida; Rhabditidae.